CAAGGUUACUUAUCACUUGCUGCUCCCUCUUCCACUACUCUCCUCUCCUUCUGUGGUUCGGCUUCAAUGGCGCGUAGCAUGCGCUUAUUUUCAAUUCUCUUCGUCGUUCUGUUCCUGCUCACGGCUACUGGGAUGGGGCCAAAGGUGGCUGAGGCAAGGACCUGCGAGUCACAGAGCCAUCGCUUUAAAGGGAUAUGCGUAAGGAAGAGCAACUGUGCUGCUGUUUGCCAAACGGAGGGAUUCCACGGAGGGCACUGCCGAGGCUUCCGACGCCGAUGUUUCUGCACUAAACAUUGUGCAUGAGAUUUCUUCACAAACGUCAGUCGUCGAUCGGCGACUAAUUAGCAUGCUUUACAUCAUCCAUCUCUCCUUUCUGGUUCUAGUGUGUGCCUACAAAUAAAUUGGGGAGCAUCUCUAUAUGGAGUCCACUGUGUGUGUCUUCGUUUUCCAGUUUUCGGUUGUGUAAUUUUAAGUUUUAUGUGUGUCUCAAUCUCUGCAAAACCUGUUUUUCCUUCACUUAUCAA
Messenger RNA from Nelumbo nucifera (sacred lotus), 524 nucleotides. Its product is annotated as defensin Ec-AMP-D2-like. NCBI's taxonomy places the organism in Eukaryota, Viridiplantae, Streptophyta, Magnoliopsida, Proteales, Nelumbonaceae. Gene Ontology annotation, biological process: defense response. The record is from RefSeq and is a predicted model, not a curated record.